GCAGCAGUUGUGGUGGUAUUCAACUUUGCUAUGGUUCUACUGAUUUUCCCUGCUAUCCUCAGCAUGGACCUUUAUCGUCGAGAAGACAGGAGACUGGAUAUAUUCUGUUGUUUUACAAGUCCGUGUGUCACUAGAGUGAUUCAGAUUGAGCCUCAAGCCUAUGUGGAAAACGACAAUACUUGCUACAGUCCUCCACCCCCAUACAGCAGUCACAGUUUUGCACAUGAAACUCAGAUUACAAUGCAGUCUACAGUGCAGUUGCGCACAGAAUACGAUCCUCAUACGCAGGUGUACUACACCACAGCAGAGCCUCGCUCAGAAAUAUCUGUGCAGCCAGUGACUGUGACACAAGAUAAUCUUAGCUGCCAGAGCCCAGAAAGCACAAGCUCGACGCGGGAUUUGCUUUCCCAAUUCUCAGACUCCAGCAUGCAUUGCCUUGAGCCACCUUGUACAAAGUGGACACUCUCAUCAUUUGCAGAAAAGCAUUAUGCUCCGUUCCUCCUCAAACCAAAAGCUAAGAUUGUGGUUAUUUUUCUUUUUCUGGGUUUACUUGGGCUCAGCCUUUAUGGAACUACCCGUGUGAGGGAUGGAUUAGAUCUCACAGACAUUGUACCACGGGAAACGCGAGAAUAUGACUUCAUUGCCGCACAGUUCAAGUACUUUUCAUUCUACAACAUGUAUAUUGUGACACAGAAAGCAGACUAUCCAAAUGUCCAGCACUUACUUUAUGAACUCCACAGAAGUUUCAGCAAUGUUACGUAUGUUCUGUUGGAAGAGGAUAAGCAGCUUCCCAAAAUGUGGUUGCACUAUUUUCGAGACUGGCUGCAAGGACUUCAGGAUGCAUUUGACAGUGACUGGGAAACUGGGAAGAUCACUUACAACAAUUACAAAAAUGGAUCUGAUGAUGCUGUUUUGGCUUACAAACUCUUGGUACAAACAGGCAACCGAGCAAAGCCCAUUGACAUCAGCCAGUUGACUAAACAGCGUCUGGUGGAUGCAGAUGGAAUCAUUAACCCAAAUGCUUUCUACAUCUACCUGACGGCCUGGGUUAGCAACGACCCUGUGGCCUAUGCUGCCUCGCAAGCCAACAUCCGGCCUCACCGCCCAGAGUGGGUCCACGACAAAGCAGACUAUAUGCCAGAAACAAGGCUGAGAAUUCCAGCAGCUGAGCCCAUAGAAUAUGCUCAGUUUCCUUUCUACCUCAAUGGAUUGCGUGAAACUUCUGACUUUGUGGAGGCUAUCGAGAAAGUGAGAGCUAUCUGUAGUAACUACACCAGCCUGGGGAUCGCCAGCUACCCGAACGGUUACCCGUUUCUGUUUUGGGAGCAGUACAUUGGGCUUCGUCACUGGCUCCUCUUAUCCAUUAGCGUGGUUUUGGCUUGCACGUUUCUUGUGUGUGCCCUCUUCCUCCUAAACCCCUGGACGGCUGGGAUCAUUGUGGUGGUGCUGGCUCUGAUGACCGUGGAGCUGUUUGGCAUGAUGGGUCUAAUUGGAAUAAAGCUGAGCGCAGUGCCUGUGGUUAUCCUGAUUGCUUCUGUUGGCAUUGGCGUGGAAUUCACUGUUCAUGUUGCUUUGGCAUUUUUAACUGCCAUAGGAGACAGGAACCACAGGGCUGUCCUUGCAUUGGAACACAUGUUUGCGCCAGUGCUGGAUGGGGCCGUGUCCACUCUGCUUGGAGUGUUAAUGCUCGCAGGAUCAGAGUUUGAUUUUAUUGUCAGGUAUUUCUUUGCUGUUUUGGCAAUCUUAACCAUUCUGGGAGUUCUCAAUGGAUUGGUGCUGCUUCCUGUUCUUCUUUCAUUCUUUGGACCAUACCCUGAGAUUUCUCCAGCCAAUGGACGAAAUAGAUUGCCCACGCCAUCUCCCGAGCCACCCCCAAGCAUCGUGAGGUUUGCACUGCCACCCGGGCACACGAAUAAUGGCUCAGAUUCCUCUGAUUCAGAGUACAGUUCUCAAACCACAGUGUCCGGCAUCAGUGAAGAGCUUCAUCAGUAUGAGGCCACCCAAGGCCCUGGGGCACCGGUUCAUCAAGUGAUAGUGGAAGCCACUGAGAAUCCUGUCUUUGCGAGAUCCACUGUGAUUCAGCCAGAGACAAGGCAUCAGUCGAGUCCCGGAUUGCAAUCAAACCCGGAGUCCAGCACGCAGCAGCAGGCCUGGCGUCAGGGCAGACAACCCAAACGGGAAGCAAGGGAAGGGUUGCGACCACCUCCUUACCGCCCUCGCAGGGACGCUUUCGAAAUUUCUACUGAGGGGCAUUCUGGACCCAGCAACAGGGAUCGCUUGGGCCACAGGGCUCGUUCUCACAGCGUGAGGAGCCCGGCGUUUGGGGCGGUGGGUGCCGCAGGACCAUCAUACUGCCAGCCAAUCACUACUGUGACUGCCUCGGCUUCAGUGACUGUUGCUGUCCACCCUGCGGUGCAUGGCCACAGCUCUCGGGGAGGGAGCUUUCCCUCCUACGAGGGAUACCGUGAGGCUGACCAUGGGCCAUUUGAGGACCCCCACGUGCCUUUUAAUGUGCGGUGUGAACGAAGAAAUUCUAAAGUAGAGGUUAUAGAACUGCAAGAUGUUGAAUGUGAGGAAAGGAUAACUGGCAACAGCUCACAAUAA
This is a messenger RNA of Apaloderma vittatum (bar-tailed trogon), 2604 nucleotides long. RefSeq names its product patched 1 (gene PTCH1). The record is from RefSeq and is a predicted model, not a curated record. Lineage: Eukaryota; Metazoa; Chordata; Aves; Trogoniformes; Trogonidae. Gene Ontology annotation, molecular function: hedgehog family protein binding; smoothened binding; hedgehog receptor activity. The transcript has 11 exons. Gene Ontology annotation, cellular component: plasma membrane. The annotation marks the transcript as partial. Gene Ontology annotation, biological process: smoothened signaling pathway.